This is a messenger RNA of Capsicum annuum, 2649 nucleotides long. RefSeq names its product E3 ubiquitin-protein ligase WAV3. The coding region runs from base 288 to 2426 and encodes 712 amino acids. The transcript is spliced from 2 exons. Lineage: Eukaryota; Viridiplantae; Streptophyta; Magnoliopsida; Solanales; Solanaceae. The record is from RefSeq and is a predicted model, not a curated record.
AACUUAAAAUAAAUCUGAUUUCAAAUCACUGUCAAAUCAUAUUCAAACGGGGCUUAAUUAGAUCGAACCAGGCGUAUCAUACUUGUCUUUUCAUUUAUAUUUUAAAAAAAGAAAGAAGAGAUCUUUUAUUAUUCUCUAAAUCUUAAAAUAGUUUCUUUCUUUCUGUUUUGUCUUUUUUUCCUCUCAUAUUUCUUUCUCUUCUUCUCCAAUUUACCAUAUCCUAUAUUUAUUACAAAUCGUCAAACCCUAAUACCAAUUCAUCUCCCUUUCGGUUGGAAAGAGGAAGAAUGUCAGGGACAUGGAGCAAACUUCAGAAAACGCUGUCGUUUCGGCAACCUAAAUCUCCUCUUCCAACAGCGGAGAAUUCAUCUUCCGAUUCCAAAUCAUCAUCAUCAUCUCUUCGGCCACCUUCCUCCCCAUCUUCAUCCACUUUUUCUCGUUUCUCUAGAAGCUUCAGUACCACCUCCCGAUCUUCUAAGAGAACAUGUGCCAUUUGCCUUGGGAGUAUGAAACCAGGGAAUGGUCAGGCCAUAUUCACCGCUGAAUGCUCUCACUCUUUUCACUUCAGCUGCAUUGCCAACAGUGUUAAGCAUGGAAACUAUCUCUGCCCCAUCUGCAGAUGCAAAUGGAAAGAGAUUCCUCUCAUGUCGUCCUUCAGUACUGAUGCAAACACUAAUAAUGCUGGGCGGACUCGUGUCUCUCCACUUGAGGAUAAUUACCUUGACAAUAUUCCUCGUGUUCCACCACCUGUGUCCCUGCCCCUUCCUGAGCCUCUUCAUUUCUCUGAUGAUGAACCUCUUCCCAGCAUCAUUAUGGAUCAGACCUCCUCCCCUUCCACUGUUCAUCCAGAGACUCUGGUCUUGAAAGCAUUUCCAGAAUAUUCUGCCGUUAUUGCUUCUGAAACUAUUUCAAAAUUUGCUGUUCUUGUUGGAGUAAGGGCACCCCCUCUAGUUGAUGAUGCUCGGCACCAAGAACGCGCACCUAUUGACCUGGUCACAGUUCUAGAUAUUAGUGGCAGUAUGGCUGGAUCAAAAUUGACUCUCCUGAAGCAAGCAGUUUGUUUUGUCAUAGAUAACUUGGGGCCUUCUGACCGUCUAGCUAUUGUUACUUUUUCAUCAGGAGCUCAAAGAAAUUUUCCCUUGCGAAGGAUGACAGAGCAAGGUCGUAGAGAGGCUACACAGGCUGUCUGUUCCAUUUCAGCAAAUGGUGGGACAAAUAUUGUGGAAGGACUGAAGAAGGGGGUUCGAGUUCUUGAAGAGAGACGUGAAAGGAACCCAGUUGCAAGCAUUGUUCUCCUCUCAGAUGGAAGAGACACAUAUAACGGUGAUAAUGCCAAUCAACGGCGGAGUCCUCGUAACCGCAGAUCCUCGAAUGCAACCUCAGGUCCAGACUUUUUGAAUCUAUUGCCUUCUUCUAUUUGUACUCAUAAUAGAGAAGCACUAGCAGCAAGACAACUGCCAACUUUCCAUGUACAUACGUUCGGAUUUGGUUUAGACCAUGACUCCUCUACUAUGCAUGCUAUCUCAGAUGCAUCAGGUGGUACAUUUUCUUUCAUUGAGACUGUUGGUACUGUUCAAGAUGCUUUUGCUAUGUGUAUUGGUGGUCUCCUUAGUGUUGUCGCCCAGGAACUAAAGCUUACUGUUAGGUCAGCAUCACGUGGAGUAUAUAUUGGAUCUAUUCCUUCAGGAAGGUAUGCAAAUGAAAUUUCUGAACAGGGAAAGCAAGGGGUAAUAAACAUCGGAAAUCUGUAUGCAGAUGAGGAAAAAGAAUUUCUUUUCUACUUGUCUGUUCCUUCCGCUGAUAUUGAGCAAGGCGCAACAAAGACAUCUCUGUUGCAAAUUACAUAUAGUUACAAGAAUACCACAUCCGAAGAAAUGGUCAGUGUGGAGGGUGAGACAGUAGAGAUAAGUCGGCCACCAGUGUUGUCUCCUACAGAUGUGCUAAUAAGUCGUGAGGUUGAUAGGCAGAUAAAUAGGCUGGCAGUGGCAGAAGCCAUUGCAGAGGCACAACAAUUGGCAGAAAUGGGAAAUCUUGAGGGUGCCCAAGCAGUGCUAACUAACCGAAGAGCUUCUCUUCUAUCUUCUGUAUCUGCCCAAGCAGGCGAUGCUCUCUGUAGCUGGCUUGACACGGAAUUGACUGAAAUCAGAGAAAGGAUGGCAAGCAGAGAGCGCUAUGAACAAACAGGACGAGCUUAUGUCCUCUCGGGUUUGAGUUCACAUUCUUGGCAAAGAGCGACAACUAGAGGAGACACGACAACACAAAUAUUACUGCAAGGUGGUAGUUCAAGCAAUAGUGGCGCCACCAUCGGGUAUGAAACUCCAUCUAUGGUCACCAUGAUCUCAAAGUCACAAAAUUUAAGUCUUGUUAAUCGCUCCGAACAAGCUCCACGCCAGAACAAGACAUGCAACUUGAGUCCCGGAUCUUAGAAAACAUUUCUGACCUCAUAGUAAACAUUGUGAUGAUAGACAAUUGAACUCUGUUAUACUUUCGUUUAUUUGUUCCAUUUAUUUUUUUACUUUUAAUUUCUGGAAGGAUCAUUUGCAUAUCAGAUUCUUUUAGUCUGACAACUCGACAUAUUGUAAUAAUAUGUUAGAGAUAACUGAUUGUCUGCUGACCUCGAUUUAUGUGAACAACAUGCUUUUACUAUUA